CUUGCGCUCACAUAGAGAAGGCUGGGCCGGGGUGCGGUGAUUAAUCCCCAUUUACAGCGCCAGCGAACAGCCAGGUGCAAAUACUCAGCCUCCGUAACUUUCUUUCGCUCUUAACUCAUUUCACCCGCUCCACGCUUGAUUCUAUCAAGCGGGUCCAAGUUUCUGACUUUCCAACUUACUUUAAUUUUUGAGGGGCACUUCCUCUGGCCCAUCCUCUCCAAACCUAACCUUGUGUCAUGUUUUGUUGCAGACCAGCCAAGUGGCCCCGUCUUCAUUUAGUGACUUUAUCCGUGCAAAGACAGGCCGCGCAGCGAACGGUAAAGCUGGUCAGGAUUCGGUCUGGACAACAUUUCCACUACAGCAAACUAGAAUAAGUUUUGAAAAUUUGGAGACCAAACGGCACAGUUUCUAGCAUGAUGUCAUACCUCAAACAGCCUCCUUAUGGCGUGAACGGGAUCAGUUUAAGCGCACCGGGCAUGGAUUUGCUGCACACCUCUGUUGGAUACCCAGCAACACCGAGGAAGCAGAGACGGGAGCGCACCACCUUUACUCGCUCGCAGUUAGACGUGUUGGAAUCGCUCUUCGCUAAAACUCGAUACCCUGACAUAUUCAUGAGAGAAGAAGUGGCAUUAAAAAUUAACCUACCUGAAUCACGAGUCCAGGUGUGGUUUAAAAAUCGCCGAGCCAAGUGCCGCCAGCAGCAGCAGAACGGGGGGAGCGCCAAAGCCCGGCCAGCCAAGAAGAAGUCGUCGCCGACUCGGGAGAGCAGCGGCUCGGAGAGUAGCGGCCAGUUCACCCCGCCCGCCGUGUCCAGCUCCUCCGGCAGCGCAGCCAGCAACGCCAGCAGCGGGCCCACCUCGCUGCUCAACCCACCAGCCUCCAUCUGGAGCCCGGCUUCCAUCUCCCCCGGGGCGGCAGUGGGGGAGCCUCUGGCCGCCAGCGCUUCCUGCAUGCAGCGCUGUUCCUCCUCUUCGACCUCCAGCGCCUACCCGGUGGCCUACGGCCAAAGCGGCGGCUAUACCCAGGGCUACCCGCCUUCCUCCUCCUACUUCGGCGGCGUGGAUUGCAGCUCGUACCUGGCGCCCAUGCACUCGCAUCACCCUCACCACCCCCACCACCAGCUGUCGGCCCACGGCACCGCCCUCAGCCCCAUGAGCACCUCAUCCAUGUCUGGGCAUCACAUCGGGCAGAGCGCGGCCCACCACCACCACCACCACCAUCACCCUCACCAGGGGUACGCGGGCGCUGGACUGGCCUUCAACUCGCCCGAUUGCUUGGAUUACAAAGACCAGACGCCAUCCUGGAAACUCAACUUCAACACAACGGACUGUUUGGAUUACAAAGACCAGACCGCCUCGUGGAAAUUCCAAGUGUUAUGAAAUGAGGAUCGAC
Messenger RNA from Hypanus sabinus (Atlantic stingray), 1392 nucleotides. It is a transcript of the gene otx1, whose product is annotated as orthodenticle homeobox 1. Gene Ontology annotation, biological process: multicellular organism development; regulation of transcription by RNA polymerase II. The record is from RefSeq and is a predicted model, not a curated record. Gene Ontology annotation, molecular function: RNA polymerase II cis-regulatory region sequence-specific DNA binding; DNA-binding transcription factor activity, RNA polymerase II-specific. Gene Ontology annotation, cellular component: nucleus. The transcript has 4 exons. The coding region runs from base 414 to 1379 and encodes 321 amino acids. Lineage: Eukaryota; Metazoa; Chordata; Chondrichthyes; Myliobatiformes; Dasyatidae.